Messenger RNA from Seminavis robusta, 1260 nucleotides. The record is from the annotation of a GenBank genome assembly. Lineage: Eukaryota; Bacillariophyta; Bacillariophyceae; Naviculales; Naviculaceae.
UGCGAACGAUUGAAGACUGAUGAUGAAGACGCCUUGCAAAACCUGCAUGGACGACGAUGAACGCGCCAUUCCCAGCUUUGCUACCGGUAUGCAUAGACAUACAUGUCCACAAAACACAAACGACCACAACACCAUUUUAAAAACACGCCCUCUCUAGCUAGAAAAACAACUCAGAAUCUGAAACCAAAUAGCAACAGCAGAUUAAACCAACAGCAACAAGCAUCAUGACAGACCAAGAAAACCCAGCAGCAGCGACCCCCGAGGAAGAUCCCAAUAAUGCCACACCUGAUGAAGAACUGGAAAAGACUUCCGCUGCGAGUGGAGGCAGAUCCACAGGUGUCAUGCUGGCACUUGGCUGUGGUGUUUGUAUCAUCAUUAUUGGCAUUGUUGCUUUGGUGCUCUGGCUGACUGGCUACUUUACCAUCAAGGAACCCUGUGUGCAAAUCUUUUCCUUUACAGUAAGCGGUUUGGAGUUGGGAACUGGUGAUUCUGAUGCAGCCGACAGCAACCCCCUCGUAGGAGCUUUGAAUACAUUGUCAGGAGGACUGAUCGGUUCAGUUUCAAAAGCAACGAUCAAUUUGGAUCUUGUGCUACAAGUCAACAAUACAAAUUCGUACAAGCUCAAUUACAAGCAGCUGGAUACAGGAUACGUGAAGAUACCAGAAUUCAUGCUCAAUUUCGGAACUCCCACGGAUGGGCCUGUGGAAACUCUGAAUGAUUUUCCCGUUGGAAAUUGGGAUAUUGAUGAUGGAACCCUUCCCAAAAAAUCUGCCACUCUUCUCCCGGUCUCUGUGUCUGCUGAAAUUGACUUGGCCGACCCAGCAACCAUUGGAUUGGCACCCAUCUUUUUGAGUGGGGGAGAAAUGGCAUUUUUAAUCAAGGGAGGCAUUGAAGGAUCCAACUGGGUACCAGGGCUUACAGGUGAUGUCCGUUUCCUCUGCUUGGCUCAAGUGGAGGAUGUCCUGCAGUUUGGAGCCGACGCCAAGAUUUUUUGUCGAACGUCUCUCGAUGUUGGAGGCAUUAUCAGUCAGGAAGGAGUCAUCCAAACUCGAAAUUUGCAAGAAAUAUUGCUGGAGCAACCACCCACAGAUCCCUCUUGUUGGGUUUAGAUAAGAGCCGAGAAAUGGCGCCGAUUUUGGAAUGCAGCUUUCGAGUCCCUGAACUUGUUGACAUCGACAACAACCAACACCUAAGAUGACGCAGUAUGUCAUGGUGCAUUUUAUUAAAAGUUAACAGUAGCACAAUGACUUUAUCCAUCUG